AUGUCAGGCUCAUUUUGGAAGUUUGGGCAGAAUAAUACCGCUGAAUCACCGUUGUCCAAGCUUCUGAAUCAGGCGUUUCUUAAGGUAAAAGGAAGCGAUACAAGUGAGAAACAGGAAAAUCAGGAUAGAGAUAUAAAUACAAGAGCUAAAGAGGACGAGUGGGAUGUGACAAGUACACAUCGAGAUGAUCUCAUUGAAAGAGAACCGGAUAACUCGAUAGGAUCGUUGCCUGAUUCAGAAUCGGAUUACAAAGAUUACGCACCUAAUUUAGGUGUGUUAGAUGAACUUCUGGACGAUGAAGAAUUGUACACAGAGCUUAUGUGCUCUAAUUUCAAGCUACUGAUAUAUUUCAAGUAUCCUGAGGUGCUGGCAAAACUAGUCGAUUACGUGACUAACGAACACGUUAUGAACGAGGGGCUAGACGACGCGAGCGACGACGCGAACAAUAAUGAAGAAAAAGAAGAGACAGACAAAGAAGUGGAAAACAGUUCUCAAGAGGCUCUCCAGAACGGGCAUGGCACGACUGAUAAGGAUGUUGACCAGAGCCAGAAGUCUGAAGCCGCGGUUGUAGACAAAUACAGCUCAGAGAAAGAAGCGAUUUCAGAUCAGUUGUCAGAAUCUUCAAACGAGACGGGUAUCACACUGCCACCGGAAUCCGAGGAACAAGUUGAAUCGCGUCGUGCUCGCAUGGCGGCCGAAAUCCUGUCUGCGGACGUCUGGCCCAUCUCUUCUGCAUUCAUGGAUCACGAGGACCUACUCAGUAGACUAUGGGCCAUGUUGGAUCAUUCAUCGCCUCUUUCCAUCGUGGCGUCUACUUAUUUCAUGAAAAUUAACGAACGUUUGUUGGAUAUGGACAUUGCUGGCAUGUUGCAUUUCAUUUUAUCACAAGACGCAUUGGUUGAUAGAUUUUUAAGGCAUAUUGACAACCCACCUUUAAUGGAUUUUUUGUUGAAAGUCAUUUCGACGGAUAAACCGGAUAAUUCUACCGGUGUCAUUGAUAAACUGAAAUUUCAAAAUCUCAUAUCCAAGCUUCUGGAUUACCUGUCACCGGAGCAUUCUUCGUCAACAAAAUCGGCUGCAGGUGAUUUUCUCAAAGCAUUGAUAACAAUCAGUGCAAAUUCCAAUAAUGAAAUAGCAUCUGCCAUCGGACCUAAUGAACUUACAAGGGAGCUGGUUUCACCUAAAAUGGUGGAAAAAUUGAUAAAUAUCAUGUUGAAUGGUGGUACUUCCCUUAGUAAUGGGGUGGGCAUAAUAAUUGAAUUAAUACGGAAGAACAAUUCAGACUAUGAUUUUGUGCAGGUGAUGUACACCUCUUUGGAAACUCAUCCACCUUGCAGUCGGGAUCCAAUUUACUUGGGGUACCUAGUAAAAUCGGCCGCCCAACACCUUCCUGAUUUUAAUCGAAUGCUUUUGGAAACCAAGCUACCUCCCCUUGAGACCCCGUUUGGGUCGAUUGAGCCGCUUGGCUUUGAAAGAUUCAAAAUCUGUGAGUUAGUCGCGGAGUUGCUGCAUUGUUCCAAUAUGACGCUACUCAAUGAGGCCAAUGGUGAACAAAUUGUGACAGAGAGGGAUAGAGUGCGCGAAAGAAGCUCUGAGCAAGACAAGACAGAAGAAGCCAAACCUCUUGAUCACUUUCAAGUGGAUGAUGAAAAUUUGAAUGAAAGAAUGGCGGAGCUGGCGUUGGCUGCUAGCGAAUCAAAUCAGAAUGAUGAGGGCUUAAAGGGCAUUGAAGGUGAAGAAAAUUCCGCGAGAGAAAUACAUUCUGAAGACUCUUCGGACUCUGAAGUACCUGAAAAAAUUUUGAGGGAUAGUCCAGUGGUGGGAGAUCAACUGAAGAUCACGCUGCAAGACACACACAUCAUAACCACGAUAUUACAAAUGUUUUUCAAAUUCCCUUGGAAUAACUUUUUGCAUAAUGUUGUUUUUGACAUUGUACAACAGAUUUUUAAUGGCCCAUUGAAAAACGGGUUUAAUCGCUUUCUCAUUGGAAGCUUGUUUGCCGAAGCCCAUAUCACAGAAAUGAUCAUUGAAGGAGACAAAAAAUGUGAAGACUUUGAUAAUGAGACUGGAUUGAGGCUGGGAUACAUGGGCCAUUUAACCUUGAUCGCGGAAGAAGUGGCGAAGUUCGCCGCAUAUAUCGACGAGAUGAAAAUCAGUUUCAGCAAUCAGGACAUUGCCGACAGUUUGAACAAGCCAUCUUGGAAAGAAUAUACAGAAACGGUUCUUGCGGAUACUCGUGAAAAUUACAGCACAGUGCUAGGUGAUUUUGGUGAUGAUGACGAUGAAGAAGAGAGAGAGGAUUUGGAAGACGAAGGGAAAUUCGAGCCCAAGGAUUCCGUUGCAGACAACGAUUUGGGGUCGUAUGUUACUUUCGAGCCGGAUCGUGCCAAUGAGGAAGAAUACGCUGAGUACAGCGAUUUGGAUUCUCCUAGAUACUACGAAUAUGAUGAUAAUCAAGGCAACAAGGCAACUGUGCAUUUGAAUCCGAACGCAGGUCGCAGCGAGGGUUCACACACGCUGUCUCCUGGUUACGAUCAGGAAGAAGUCGACGAGGACCAAGGCAGAGAGCAAAAGGACAAAUUUAGUAGUUACAUGUCGCAUCAACUUUCAAAGGACUACAGCACAUCUUCUUCUUCAGACGAUGACGAAGAAGACGCGUGGGGCACGAGCAUGUCUGCGAGCCCUGGUGCUUUCCAAGGCGCGUCGCCCGAAAGCGAGGGCCCUAGAAACAGGACAGCGACUGGGUCCAACAGUUUCCAAGCACCACAGUUCGAACUCCAGGACGACGAUGAUGACUACAUGGACCCAAACGACGAUGGACAAUCCUAUGCAAAGCCCAACCACCCUCUUUACAACAGCAUCUUAACCAAUCGCUCGGCACCGUCUUAUUUUGAUCAACAGGAGGUAGAUCUCAUGAACGACAGUGACGACAGCGAUAAUGACGACCCCUCAGCCGAACAAGAAGAAGAAGAAGAGGAAGAAGAAGAAGAAGAUUACCCCGACGAUGAUGAUGACGAAUACUCGUUGUGUCGAACCUCCAGCAAAGAUAACAUGUCAUGGAACGACGAUAAAAAAAACAACAUAAUAGAUAUCGCCAACUACAGGCAGUCCCAACGGGACCAAAAUGAUGGCUAA
Lachancea mirantina is the source of this 3135-nucleotide messenger RNA. Lineage: Eukaryota; Fungi; Ascomycota; Saccharomycetes; Saccharomycetales; Saccharomycetaceae. The record is from the annotation of a GenBank genome assembly.